Molecule: messenger RNA, 2484 nt
Organism: Sorex fumeus (smoky shrew)
Lineage: Eukaryota; Metazoa; Chordata; Mammalia; Eulipotyphla; Soricidae
Gene: PSAP
Product: prosaposin
Exons: 14
Coding region: 41-1636 (531 amino acids)
Biological process (GO): sphingolipid metabolic process
Cellular component (GO): lysosome
Source: RefSeq, a predicted model, not a curated record
GCUGACGCUCCGCAUUGCAGAGUCGGAGCGGCGCGGCGUCAUGUUGGGCCUCCUCCUGCUGGCCAGCGUCCUGGGCGCGGCCCUAGGCAGCCCUGUCCUGGGCCUGAAGGAAUGCACACGAGGCUCCGAAGUUUGGUGCCAGAACAUAAAGACGGCAGCCGAGUGCGGGGCCGUGCAGCACUGCCUGCAGACCGUCUGGAACAAGCCCACGGUGAAAGCACUUCCCUGCACCUUGUGCAAAGAUGUCAUCACGGCCGCGGACGACCUGCUGAAGGACAAUAGCACCGAGCCGGAGCUCCUCUCGUACUUGGAGAAGGUCUGCGACUGGGUCAAGUCUGCCAGCUGCAAGGAGAUGGUCGACACCUACUUCCCGGUCAUCCUGGACAUAAUUAAAGGACAGAUGAGCAGCCCCGGGGAGGUGUGCUCCGCUCUCAACCUCUGCAAGUCUCUCCAGAAGCACCUGGCAGAGCUCAACCAUCAGAAACAGCUGGAGUCCAAUAAGAUCCCGGAGCCAGAGCUGGACCUGGCUGAGGUGGUGGCGCCCUUCAUGGCCAACAUCCCCCUCCUCCUGUACCCCCAGGACGGCCCCCGCAGCAAGCCCCAGCCGAAGACCGAGGGCGACGUGUGCCAGGAUUGUGUUCAGAUGGUGACCGACAUCCAGAAUUCUGUCAGGACCAACUCAACCUUCGUGGAGGCCUUGGUGGACCACGCCAAGGAGCAGUGUGACCGCCUGGGCCCUGGCAUGGCCGACAUGUGCAAGAACUACAUCAGCCAGUACUCGGAGAUCGCCGUGCAGAUGAUGAUGCACAUGGUAGGUGCCCAACCCAAGGAGAUCUGUGCGUUGGUUGGGUUCUGUGAUGAGGUGAAACAGGUGCCCAUGCAGGCUCUGUUCCCCGCCAAGGUGAUCUCAGAGGACGUCAUCCCUGCCCUGGAGCUGGUGGAGCCCAUUAAGAAGGACGUCGUCCAGGCAAAAGCUGAUGUUGUCUGCGAGGCCUGUGAGUAUGUGGUGAAGGAGCUGACCAGCUGGAUUGACAACAACAAGACUGAGGAAGAUAUCAUCCGGGACUUGGAUGCGGUGUGUGCGAAGAUGCCGGCGUCCAUUGCCAAGCAGUGCCAGGAGGUGGUGGACUCGUACGGCAGGUCCAUCCUGACGCUGCUGCUGCAGGAGGUGACCCCUGAGCUGGUGUGCUCCAUGAUCGGCCUCUGCGCCCCCCAGGGCCUGCCCGCGCUCUCUGUGCACGUGACGCAGGCCAAGCAGGCCAAGCAGGCCUCGGACGGCGGCUUCUGCGAGGUGUGCAAGAAGCUGGUCGGCUACUUGGACCAGAACCUGGAGAAGAACAGCACGAAGCAGCAGAUCCUGGACGCCAUGGAGAAGGGCUGCCACUUCCUGCCGGACCCCUACAAGGACGAGUGUGACUCGUUCGUGACCCAGUACGAGCCUGUGCUGAUCGAGAUCCUGUUGGAGGUGAUGGAGCCUUCCUACGUGUGCCUGAAAGUCGGCGCCUGCCCUGCGGCACACAAGCCCCUCUUGGGCACGGAGAAGUGUGUGUGGGGCCCCAGCUUCUGGUGCCAGAACAUGGAGUCCGCAGCUCUGUGCAACGCUGUUGAGCAUUGCAGGCGCCACGUGUGGAACUAGGAUGGCUCCACCCAGAGAAGCUGCCGCGUCUUUUCCUACUGGUGUGUCUACGGAACAGACACACAGACCUGUUGACUUUGUUAUAAGAAUUAGGACCGUCUCUCGCUCCACCCUCAUCCCUUCUGUGGCAUCGCUGUCCUCGGGCACCCAGCCUGGCGCUGACACGGCUGCUUCAGUCCUUCCCUCUCCGGACCUGCCUGCCCCUGCAUGGCGAGGAGCAGAGAGGGGCCAGAGCUGCGUGACGGGCGGUGGGCACCUCCUGAGGGGCUCGGCUCCCCAAUCCUCCACCCACCCCGGGAGGGCCUGCCCUUCCCCCACACGAGCCACACAGGCAGGGUGAUGGGCAGGGCGAGAAGCCAGGCAGUGGUGUUGGAGCAGUGCGGUCCCCAUUGGGGGGGUGCCUGGGGGCCCUGCCCGCCAGCAUUCCCAGGGAUGCCUUGUCUGGGGCUCUGGGGGUGGGGGCGGGGAGAGCCGCAUGGGGCCUGCUCCUUGGGAGGCCCCGUGCCCUGUUGUGUGAUCGUGGACGGCAGUGACGCCGCCUGCCUGCUCUGGCAUCCGCCACGACCCUGCCCAUGCCUCUGCACUGUUGUCCCAGGCGUACGGACCCCAGACCCCGGCCCCUGACCCCUCUCCCAGCCCUGCCCCCCCUUCCUCGAUGCUCUGUGUGACCUUGCCUUUCAGCAGCCGUGGGUGGGUGGGCGGGGGGCGCUGCCUGCUGCUUGGCCCCCUCCUGCACCCUCCCUGGUCCCCCGGAGCCGGCGAGAUGUACAGUUGCUAGUUAAUGGACUAAACAGUUUGUUUCCGCUAUAAAGUCUCUGUGAUCUAACAAUAAAGUCCUGUCGACCAGG